Messenger RNA from Cheilinus undulatus (humphead wrasse), 7523 nucleotides. It is a transcript of the gene ngfrb, whose product is annotated as nerve growth factor receptor b. The transcript is spliced from 6 exons. The coding region runs from base 251 to 1561 and encodes 436 amino acids. Lineage: Eukaryota; Metazoa; Chordata; Actinopteri; Labriformes; Labridae. Gene Ontology annotation, cellular component: plasma membrane; cell surface. Gene Ontology annotation, molecular function: coreceptor activity; death receptor activity; nerve growth factor binding. The record is from RefSeq and is a predicted model, not a curated record. Gene Ontology annotation, biological process: Rho protein signal transduction.
UCAAUCUCAGCGAGUUUACGCACUGACCGGAUCCUAUCUGCUGCCACAGCGUCUGCCUCUUACCCUGGGCUGAGUUUAGUUUUUAAUAUAUUUGGCAGCAGAAAGUUUCUUGGAGUCUUGAAGUAAACUUGCGCAAGGACGCAGCGAUGACAGCCGAGCUGAUUUCCCUGGUUCGAAGUUGCUGAGACCCCCAUCCUGCUGCAUCCGAUCUGAUUUCUCUGUUUUUGGAAGAUAAAAGGGGGGAUACAGGAUGAAUUCCGCCCUCUUAGCUGUGCUUCUCGGAGUGGUGGGAGUUCUGGCCAAUAAGGAGGAGUGUUACUCGGGUCAGUACACAACCAAUGGAGAGUGCUGCCUGCAGUGCCAGCCCGGCGAGGGAGUCGUUAAACCAUGUGGAGCCACUCAGACUGUCUGCGCCCCCUGCCUGGACAGUGAAACUUUCUCAGAAAACUUCAGUCAUACAGAGAGAUGUCAGCCCUGCACAACAUGCGCAGGUCUGCUCCGCAUGAAGGCACCUUGCACGGACUCCAAUGACGCCACCUGUGUGUGUAACUACGGCUACUAUCUGAAUGAAAUCUCACAGCGCUGUGAACCCUGCACUAGAUGUCCUGAGGGAGAGGGGAUGCUGUUAGCCUGUGACUACGACCAUGACACAGUAUGUGAGGAGUGCAGUGGGGACACUUAUUCGGACCAGGACAGUUCGAGGGAGCCCUGCAUCCCCUGCACCACCUGUGAUGAUGGGGAAAUGUUACAGGCCUGCACCUCCAUCAGUGAUACAGUCUGUCAAGUUAACUAUCCAUCAGCGUUUCCUGGAAUACCCUUCAACGGUUCCUCCCUUCCUCCUUAUACUGACUUCCCACCCGAUGGACCCCCAGAAGGACCCCCAGAAGGACCCCCACCAGAUGGGACUUUUACAGAAAGCACCACCACCACUACAACCACUAGUGGUGACUCCCAGGAGCGAAUCUAUCAGGGUCUGCAUGACAAACUCAUCCCCAUUUACUGCUCCAUCCUGGCUGCUGUUGUUGUAGGCCUUGUGGCCUUCAUCAUCUUUAAAAGGUGGAACAGCUGUAAGCAGAACAAACAAGGAGCCAACAACUGCACAGCCAACCAGAACCAGACGCCAUCACCUGAGGGAGAGAAGCUGCACAGUGACAGCGGCAUCUCUGUGGACAGCCAGAGUCUGCAGGAGCAGCAGGCGCAGACUCAAGCACACACAGUUGUCACCAUGGAUGAGGAACCGUGUCUGCUGCUCCCUCUCCAUACCAGAGAGAAAGUGGAGAAGCUGCUGUUCAGCGACAGCCAGGGAAACGACUGCAACCACAUGGACGACAGCGACUGGUGCAACCUGGCCGGUCUGCUGGGAUACGAGGAGGAGCGGAUUGCCACCUUCAGGCAGGAGGAGCAUCCUGUCCGUGCGCUCCUGUCAGACUGGGAGAGGAAAGACUCUGCUAGCAUCGACGCCCUGUGUACGGCGUUGCGCAAGAUCAACCGUGAUGACAUUGCUCAGAGUCUGGUCCUGAGCCCAAAUGCUGCAAAGCCCACCGCCACUUCUGUAGUUUGAUUUAAGCUUAAAAAACACAAAUCACCAGAACCUUAAACUUCUCUAUAUACAUAAACCGUACUACAACUGCUUUAAACUAUCCCCUCAUGAAGCCAGCAGUCACUGUGAGUGAAUACAGAGGAAUCAUUUCAUGUUCAAUCAAAUGAUAUGAAAUGAUAGAUAUUAGACUGAAGAAACGACAAACAAAUAUGAUUACUGCAAAGGAAGCCAAGGCCAUUUAUUUAACCAUUCGUUCUCACAUUUUAAAAAACAAAAAUGUGGUUGAAGAUAGUGCUUAACUAUUCCAUUUUGACCCCACAGCCAUAAUAUCAAGCUUAUCUUCCUCUUCCUUCACAAACCAAGGGUUUUGCCAUCUGAAUCUGUAAUCUUCUCUCUCGUCCAGUGUCUGUAUCUUGUUGCGUUAAAAAGCCAGUGUUUUUGUCCCCAAGUGAAACUUUAUGCUACCAAAGAGGACCUGUCAAGCGACAUUAUUUACAUGCCAUGUUGGACUUUUUUGAAUUGAACUUGUCAAAUGGCUUGAAACUGUUACUGUCUCCGGAUGAGGCCUGCAUACCUCAGAGUAUCUGGAUCUUUGCAAGCAUGACAACCCGAGGAAGGAUGUUUGGACUGGUUUCCAGUGAGACUGUUCUACUUCAGCACAAAUGAAAGCCAAGUUGAGCUUUUUACUCUUAAUUUAAAAACUUAGAUUUGACUGAAGACAUUUAGGCCACAGCAAACAUGGAAUUAACUUUGGCUUUGCUUCAGUGACUUUUGCAGGAAUUUCUUUCUUUCCUUCCGGCAAGUACUAUAAGAACUGCAGGCUGGACUCUGUGAGGAAAGUCAUAGAUGGAGGCAACAUGAGACCUUAUUGUGCGUGUUCAGGCCCAUCUGCAUAACACAGGAGCCCCCACACAGACCCCUUUAUUCUGACCCAGAAAAGGGAAGGACUCAUGGUAUCCAGUAUCAGCUCUCUUAAGUGUUUGUAUAUAGGCACACACAAAAUUUAAACAUACUGUAUAUACAUACAUAGACUUAUAGUAAGUAACCAGGCAUGCAUGUACUAUACAAAUAAACUACUGAUUGUAUAUUAAUAUGGACAGAGCAUCUCCAUCUCAUUCAGUUGUACAUAAGUGAAGCUACAGUACCCUGCUGAUGGGUGCUGACAUAUUGCACUUGUUUCUUAAUUUGGAGCUAUGGAAAGUUUAGACCAUAUUACUAGUUUUCAUUGCGUUUUCUCUCACCUGAUCCUUUCUAGAGAGCAGCAUGGAGGCUCAUUUAUCAACACAUCUGUUAAUCACGUCUUUACAUCCAUUUAAAAGCAUACAAUGUAAUAAAUCAAAGCUACUACAUGAAAUGAACACUUGGACUUUUGUCAGCAUGAUGAUGUGUGUACUGAUUUUAACUUUAUAGUUUACCCCAUGUUCCAUAUUAACAUGGAAGAGGCGGGGUUAAUGACCUGUCAAAACAAAUAUAACGGCCCAACAUGAAAUAGUUAAGUAACAAGUUUCCCAGCUUUUUUGAGUUGAAGUGCCCAACUUCAUACUCCAUGUUGCAUGUAGUUUACAUAACAAGCUCAUAGUUAAAAGUAUCAAGUCAGCAGGAUUUUUUUCAGCAAUAUCAGUUUGCUCAACUGAAAUAGUUUCACCAUCUAUUUAGGUGAAGUCCCCAGAAAUUGUUUGCUCUACUUGAAUCUAUAUGUUUUUUUAAUACAGAGUUUAAGAAAUUUGGUACAACGUGUUAAAUUAACUGGCAAAGUUAUACCCAGUACACCAUAAUUUGGUCACUUUCUUUUUUUUUUUUUUUUUUUUUUUACUAUCUGUAUGUUGCAGCCCAUCAGCAGGCGUACUGCAGAUAUUUUGGCUUCACUUCCAGAUGGCUGUUCUGUCCAUCUUAAUAAACAAACACAGACACGCACACGUCAUGUAUACAUUGAGAUUCUCAUUCAUUGUAGAAAUUAUAAAGGACUUCCAAACCUGCCAUAUACUGUAUAGAAAACUCUCACAAGGGGACCAUUUACUGUGUUGUUUCAUUAUUUGGUAGCCAGUAUAAGACACCUUUAAAAUCAAUGCGUGUAAUCAUUAUGAUUUGCAGUAUAUAGCUAUAGACUGAGAUGGAACAGCAUGCAGAAACAAUCAACAAAUAGUCGCCAAUGCACAAGUUCCAACAAAUGCAACGUAAUCAGGAUGCAAAACAAAAAGUCAGGAUUUUCUAUCUUUUUUUGCUUAAUUUCUCAGGGUAUCUUGCACGGAUGUGUUUCAAAAUUACAAAUAUUUUUUAGAAUAUCUGUAGUUGUACAAUGACGACUAUGUUUGCCUUGCAACUGACAAUCCUUUAAAAAGGUGAAUACGAGAGACAGAAUCAUGCUCAAAAAGAGAAGCAGCAGGGUGUCUUGUUUCCUCAUUGUUUGCACAAUGACCUCUGGAUAAAAGACAAGUCAGGGGAGACAGAAGUCAAAGGAUGUGGGAUGAAUCCCGACAGAGGGAGAGCGGUAAAGUUUUAGGUUACUCAGAUGUAUAACAAAACUCAAAGGAUGUGCGUUUACAUUUUUCAGCUUGUUUAAAGCUCCUGUGAGGGUUUUUAUCCAGUUAUGAAUCAGAUUGAAAUUAAUACUGAUAUUUCUAUAUGAUAUUAAAAAGCAAACAAGACCAUUAGGAAUGAGACUGAUUGUGAAAUGAAAAUUAUUAAUGUAUUUAACUGCUGCUAUAGGGUAGGUGUGGUUAACAGCAUACUGCACACAGACCUUGUUUACAUUUUCCAGUGAAGAUCACAGCGAGUGAUGUUAAAAGAAAGUAGUGUGAGAUUGUUUAUGAUCAAUUCUUAUGUACAGGAUGAAACCAGAGAAAGGUGGGAGGUAACACUUUGUCCACAAAAGCUGCCAAAAUCAACACAAACUGAAAGUUCCUCACAGGAGCUUUAAUUUAAAGCACGCAUUUCUAUUUUUAUGAGCUUUUUGCCCUUUAUGAGAUGCUUCAUUGCCAUGAUUUUUUUUAAAAAAUAAAAAGCAUUCCGGCUGCCAGUAGAAGACCUCUAAAACUUUUUCGUUUUGUCUAAUCCUUUGUUUGGAGGAAAAAAUGUGAAGGAGCAAAUCUAGUUUACCAUGUUAAAUCUUCCUACCUUUACCUGCUCCUCAUAGGUUAAGGCUGUACAUUGUUACUAACCACUGUCACACUGAGCUUCAUGCUGUAGUGUUAAAUGAAGGUAUUCUUGCUCUUAAAGUUGUUGUGUUUAAAUGCAAAUAGUGACUGUACAUGGUAUCAUAAUUCCUUUAUUGUUCUAGAUUGUCUUUGUCUGUUCUGCAUCACAAGUGCCUGAUAACUACGACUUCAGGUGACCGCUGAUGUACAUUCUUUUUUUAAUGCAUUUUUGUUUUUUACCUGUAAAUAAUAAGUAAUAUUUUAGUUUUAUUUUGAGUUAAAGCCCAGAAGGCGCUACUGUACAUUAUCUAUGUGAAUGGGAAACUGUUACAGUAUGGAUGCUGUCCUGGUUAAAAAGGGUCAGAAGGGCUAAAGAAAGGGAGGUGCCUUCAGGAGGUAAAUGGUGCAAUUAAAACAUGAAUCACAAUCAGGUGUGUUUUCCAGCCUGUAAUUAAGAGAGGUCCAGGAGAGGAACACAUCAAACUCAGUCAAUAAUAAAAAGUUAUAUCUAACUAUUUGAUUAUCUUGUGCUGUAAGUUAGAAGUGGGAAACUAGUGGCCUGGCUACGGCCACCCUUCUCUCUCAGUAUGGUCUGCCAGUCAGUUUUGAAGGUACUUAGCCAUUUUACUUGUCUAUUUAUCAGGUUAACGUAACUUUUGGAGUUUAUUUGUAGAAACCCUCCUACUCUUAAGAAUUCUAUUUGAAUCAAUCUCAAAGCUACAUAAUUGUCAUUCAUUGCAGUUUUCACUGAGUAGGUUGGUUAGUAGGUGAGUGACCACAAGUAACACCAACUUUAAGGUGCCUACCGAACCAGGAAGUGUCCCUCUGUUGUUUGUAGCACCAUCCGUGUUGAGCUGAAGAUGCCUCUCACAGGCGGGUCUUCUCCAACUGAGUGGUAACUUCACCCAUGGUGAAAAAGUGUCUAACGCCUUAAGGUAUUCUGUGAAAACUCUUCAGAUUAAGGGCUGCUUGUCAAAUAAUAGCAAAAAUAGUUAAAGAAGCCGAGUACUGUUAACUUUAAACUAAUUAUUUUUUUUAUUGAUAAGCUUUUACUGUUCAGUCUUACAGUGAAUGUUUGGUUUAUAUUUUUCUGGCUGUGACUGGUUCUUUAUAACUCUUUGCAUUUCUUAAUGCAUUUGGGAAAAAUAGUAAAAUAUACUUCAAUAGUCAGAAAUCUGUUAAUUGCAUUGAAAAAGUAUCCUAUGCUGGCUUUAAUCCUGUGUUUAGCUAAUUUAAUUAAGCAUUACUAUUUGUUUUAUAAUGUAUGAAUAUGCAUUUUGGAUAUUGGCUCCUUUUGUUAAACCAUAAGUAAUUAGAAUUUCCCAUUUAAGAAACAGUAAAUUUCCUAACAUGUUUGCCCUCUGGCAGUGAGAGAAAGAAUAAUUUUGCCCUCUUUGUAACCAAAGUUUCCCAUCCUGCCUUGUUGUAAGACAUGACUUCAUGGUAUAAAACAUUCUGAGAAUAACAUUUUGUGCAGACUCCCCAUUGGCUCAGUCAGUUGAGCAACUGGCUGUUAAGUCCCACAACCGGGGAAGAAACUGAAAACUGGAUUUUCUGCAGAGUACAUUGGCAAGAGCGUUAUUAUUUUCUUCUAUGAACAUAAGUCUACGACAGACAGUUAGCACAGCUUUGCAUUGCACGAAAGAAACAGCAAGUCUGAAUCUUUCAGAGGGUUUCCAACAAAAACAGGCUACCAGUAAACAUGAACAUGUUUGUUUUAAUGAGUGUUUAUUUCACAUGAGAUUGCUAGAAACUUUAGUCAGUUUGUUAACUUAAAGUCUCGUGUGUUAAGACAAAUACUGUUCCUUUGGACCGAGCAAUGCCAACAGCUUUUCUACUCUUUUUAGUUAGCAAAGCCACUAAGCUAAGCUAAACUAACUGGCUUCUACCUGCAGAUGAAACAAAGUAUUAAGGAUGGUAUGUGUGCUCAGAUGCAAUCCUGUCUCAACACAUAGGCUUUUUCUGAUGACAGGACCCUUCCAAAAAAAAAAAGGGGCAACUCUUCAGGCUUGUUGUGUAGCUAGUGGUUGAUGAGAAGGUCUUCAUAAUUAUUUAAGGCCAACAAGCAAUUUCAGAUGGAAGAAUGUUAAGUGAUGUUGUCUAAGAGCAAUUUUGAGAGCAACCGAUAAAAUGUAUAUUAGUCACGUCUUAGCCGAUGGGUUCUGGGAUUGCAUUAUGGCUCAGCUAUUUAAAGUUUUGCUUCCCAAAUGGACUCUCUUUUAUGUAGUUGACUGUAACUGCCUGAUUAGGAAGCCACACAUUUCCUCUCAGUAUAAGUACACUGCCACAUUAGUGCUGAGAGAAAGCCUCCUGAUUGUCUAGUAAGACUGAGAAAUGUGUCAUUUUGGGCUGGAUGCUGGGCCACAAAUCUGUGAGGUAAAGUUAAUCAUAUUGUCUCCCAGCUGUUAUAUCAACUACUUGUCUUGUUGAUUUCCGGGGUCUAUCAUCCAAUAAGGAACUAAGACUGAAGGCAGUGGCUUUUUUUUUUUUUUUUUUUUUUUUUUUUUUGGACAGUAUUAGUUUAUCUCGAACUCUUUUAGGUUGAAUAUUUAAGACUUAGUACUAGCGAACAUUGAUUGCAAUGCUUGUACAGUAAACCCAGCUGAAGGUGAACAUGUCUUAUUAUUGCACUUGAGAGUAACAGAGUGAUGGUGGGUUUGUGGGUGGGGGGAGGCUUAGGUUUUUAAAAUGCCCUGGUUGUGUAGCUCAUAGUGACUGAUGUUGCACCAGGACUGAACUGUACAGAUGUGAGAAAUGCUGAACGUUACUUGUAUACUAAUACAUAUACUGUACUAUACUUCAUGUGAAUUUGCAAAAAUUCCAACAACAGACAAGCAGUUAAAUAAAUA